AUGUGCGCGGUACGGGGAGUUUGCAAGAAAGGCGGAACGGGCUUGGCGCAGUGCGGGGAUGGAAGGGAGGAGGGGCAUAGGCGGAGCAUGGGCGCGGAGGGGAUGGGAAGGGGAAGGGGGGGAUCGAGUGUGGAUGGGAUGGGGAGAGGAAGGGGGGAAGGGAUGGGAAGGGGAAUGGGGGAAGGGAUGGGAAGGGGAAUGGGGGAAAGGAUGGGAAGGGGAAGCGGAAGGGGAAGGGGAGUUUUGGAGAGGACAGUGGGGGGAGGUAGCUGGAAGGAGCGGCAGUUGGGGCGAGAGGGCAUGGGAUGGGGGGAGCUGGGGGGUGGGGGGCAAGAGGCGGUCGGGGAGGGGGAGGGCAUGGCAUGGCGCAGAGGGAGCAUGGGGGAUGCGGAUUGGCGGAUUGGUGGGGGAGGGGAUGCUGCCGGUGUGCACCGCAGGGCGGCUACAGUAGCUGGCCUGGGCGGCAUCCAAGACGUGGGCGGCAUGGGCGGCAUGAGUGGUAUGGUGCGAGACAAUGGGGGUGAAAUGGAUGCAACUGUGGGCGUGGGAAUCGUGCAGGGGACAGCAACGGCAGUGGGGAGGGGGAGGGCCCUUUUAUAUAGGGCCAUGGGAGGAGGUAGCUGGAAGGAGCACGCGGUGGGGCGAAACGGAAUGAGUGGUGGCGUGGGCAACAUGGGCGGUAUGGGCGGCAGUCAGAGGGAAAGGCCAACUGGUGGGCAGGUGGGGGAGUGGUUGGAGCAGGCACACGUUCCUGUAACGCAUAAGAUUGUAACGAGGAUGGGCCAAUCAAACCACUCCGGGCGGCAACAGGAGACGCCCCUCUUCGAGCUCCACGGCAGGCCUCUGCUCGCCUCUCACCAGCGCUGCUCGCUUCAAAGGCGUGACCCAGCGGUGGUGCCAGCUCAGCGUGCCAGUCUUCCAGGUCAGCAGAGCGCUAUGCCAGGUCAGCAGAGCACAGCUGUGGCUCGUGAUCUGCAGCACCGAGCAUCGUGCGCUCCUCUCGGCCUUGAGGGUGUGCCCAUCUCCCAACCCAACGACCAGCACUUGCAGCAGCAACACACUCAGCGGCAUUCCCAGCAGCAACCCCAGCAGCACUAUCAGCAGCUCAGCCAGCCAAGAGGCCCGUCCUUUCAACCCCUCAAUGCUGCUGCUGCUGUGCCAGCACGCACUGGUUGCGCCCGCGGCACCGCCUCAGCGUCAAGCGCUGAGCAUCGCUUGCAAGUCACUGAUGGGCGCGGAGGGAGCAAGUCCGCCUCUCUCCCCCUCAAUGCUGCUGCCACUGCCGCAUCUACUGGGGGGGCGGCAAUCAUCUGCACUGCUCCUGCUCCUGCUCGUGGGGGCAGCAGCCAGUGCGCCUCUCUGCACCGCCGCAUGCUCACCUUCCCCCUCCCCGCCCCCUCUCCCCACACCCGCAUCUCUCCUCCUCGUCCUUCUCCUGCGCCUCCUCCUCCUGCUGCUGCUGGUGGUGUGGCUUCUGCUGCUGGUGGUCCCACUGCGGUGUCCCUUCCUACUCAUACGGCUGCUGCUGCUGCUGCUGCUGCUGCUGCUGCUGCUACCUGUGCUGCGGGCAGCAAGAAUAGCGUCGGCAUGCACCGCUGCGAGCAUGCGUGCGAGCAUGGGCGUGGUGGCGUUGCUGGUGCUGGCAGCACGAGGGGACCAGUGAGCACAUUAGGACAAGUGACCCACGCCCCAUCCAGAUGGCACUCGUGGGGGGGUGCCACGGCUGGUACUCUCGCCACUGCAGCCAGCAGCAAGCCCAGGCCAGCACACCAUCUCUCUCAUAGAACCUCCUCUUCCCCUGCUGCCUCCCACAUCCCACUCCACACCGAGCCUCGGACUCAAGCUCGGGCCGCACCGGCAGCCCAGCUCCGGUCCCCUGCCGAGCCACCACCACAGCUGGCUAACUCCCAGCGACUCUAUGAGUCUCAGCCCUUGCAGCGGAGUCAGUUACGUGCCCCGCCUCUCACUCCCCUGCGCCUCACACCGCUUUCCCUGCUCGAAACCUCCUCUGCCUCCUCGCCCCGUCACACCCCCUCUCGGCAUUCCCCUGCCUCCGUGCCUGGAGCUCCUUCCCCCUGGCUCCCCCUCUCCCAACACUCACCUAACUCAUCCUCAUCCUUCUCCUCCCCCCGCUCGCUCCCCCCACACCCCUCCCCUCGCUUUCUCGCCCCACAAACCUCCCCUCGCUCUCUUGAACCACAGCCCUCCCCUCGCGCUCUUCCCCAGCAACCUUCCCCUCGCUCUCUCCCCCCACAGCCUUCCCCCCGCUCCCUUACCCGCGGCCCCACCUUCCCCUCCCCCAUGCCUGCUUCCACGGCCCGCUUUGUGCCCGCCCAUGUGUCCUCUCGUCACCGUGAAUCCCUCCUCCUCCUCCAUGCCACUGCUGCCGCUGCCCUCUCCGUGCCUGCCCCUGCUGCCACUGCUGCUGCUACUUCUGCUCUCCCUGAUGCUCACGGCGCUUCCCACAUACAAGCUCACACUCGCGCACAAACCAACGCACAGUCCCUUGCUUCCCAUGCACAACGCAAUACACCAUUUGAUGCUCCCAACGCACAAUCUCGUCCACAUGCGCAUGCACACAUGCCCGUGAGCAUGCCGCAUGCCACACGCACAAGGCUCAUGCCGCCCAGAACGCAUGUGCAAACAGCGGACUCCGUACCACCGCCCGCCGGCCAUGCAAGCCGCAAUAUGCCAAUCCCCAGCUGUGCUCCUCGCAAUAUGCCAAUCCCCAGCUGUGCUCCUCGCAAUAUGAAUGCCCAUGGCCAUCCAAUGGUGCGUGGUGGCGACUCAGCAGCAGGUGCAAGGGCGACUGGAAGGGCUGCUGUAGGAAGGGGGAGAGGUGUGGGAGGGGUUGUGGGGGAAGGUAUGCGGGGAAGUGCAGGGGGGGGUUCGGCGGGUGUUGUAAGGGGAGGUGUGGAUGGAGGUAUGGGGGGAGGUGUGGGAGGAGGUGUGGGGCGAGGCGUGGGGAGAGGUGUGGGGGGAGAUGUGGGGCGGGGAAGAGCACAUGACACGGCUCAAGGCGGAGGGGUGGGGAGCAGAGCAUGUGCUAUGGGGAGGGGCGUGGCGCAUAGGCAGUGUGGUGGGGGCAUUGGGGGGAGAGUGGGCGGGGCUGCUGUGAUAGGCGGCAAGAGGGAGACGCGGGGGAGAGUGCAGGAGGUAGAGAAUGGAGAGGAGAGGGGGACGAAGGAUGAGGACGAGGAUGAGGAGGAGGAGGAGGAGGAGGUGGUGGUGAGAAGGCUAGUUCACCUGGACAGUGUGUCACUUUGCAAGAGGAGGACGGGGGGGGAGACGCGGGGGAGGCAGGUGGAAGUCGAGGAGGAGGAGGAAGAUGAGGAGGAGGAAGAUGAGGAGGAGGAAGAUGAGGACACCGGGAGUGUGGUGGUACGGGUUUUCCCCCAUUCGGAUAGCAGUUCUGUGCACAAGUGUCACCGGAUAAGGGAUGAGGAGGAAUGGGAGGAGGAGGAAGAUGAGGAGGAGGAGGAGAGAGAGGAGGAGGGGGAGGUGCGUGUAUUUCCAUAUGCCAAUAGCGUUGCUGUGCACGAAUUCAGGCAGAUAUGGGAGGAGGAGCGGGAAGAGGAGUCAGAGGAAGAGAAAGAGGAGGUGAAAGAGGAGAAACAGGAGGACGAGUCAGGGGAACAUAGGGCUGAGGAGACAGAGGAAGAAGCAGAGGUGCGCAUGUUUCCACAUGCCAAUAGUGUUGCUGUGCAGAAGUACAGGCAGAUAUGGGAGGAGGAGGAGGAGGAGGAGGAGGAGGAGGAGGAAGAGGAGGAAGUGGAGGAGAAAGAGGAGGAAGACUUGGGAGAGGAAGAAGCAGAGGUGCGUGUGUUUCCACACGCCAAUAGCGUUGCUGUGCACAAAUUCAGGCAGAUAUGGGAGGAGGAUGAGAGGAAAGUGGAGGAGGAAGAGGAGGAGACAGAGGAGAAAGAGGAGGAGGAAUCGGGAGAGGAUAGGGCCGAAGAGGCAGAGGAGGAAGCAGAGGUGCGUGUGUUCCCACAUGCCAAUAGUGUUGCUGUGCAGAAGUACAGGCAGAUAUGGGAGGAGGAUGAGGAGGAAGAGGUGGAGAAUGAAGAAGAAGAGGAAGAGGGUGCAGAGGACACUCCGAAGGUUCGUGUGUUUCCUCACUCAAACAGCCUGGCUGUUGCUAGGCAGCGGAAUGGAGUGGGGAAUAGAGGGAGAGAGGAGGUGGAGGAAGAGGAGGACGAGGAGGAUGAGGAGGAGGAGGACAAGGAGGAGGACGUGGGGACAGCGGAAGAAGCAAGGGUUCGUGUGUUCCCACAUUCAAACAGUCUAGCUGUUGCCAGGCAGAGGAAUAGAGAUAGAGAUGAGGUAGAUGAAGUGGAGGAAGCGGAGGACGAGGAAGAGGAGGAGGAGGAGGAGGAGGAGGAAGACGAGGACGAGGAGGAGGAAGAGGAUGCCAAUGUGCGUGUCUUCCCCCAUGCCAACAGUGUAGCUGUGCACAAGUACAAGGAGAUAUGGGGGAGUUGA
Closterium sp. Naga37s-1 is the source of this 4485-nucleotide messenger RNA. The record is from the annotation of a GenBank genome assembly. Lineage: Eukaryota; Viridiplantae; Streptophyta; Zygnematophyceae; Desmidiales; Closteriaceae.